Messenger RNA from Pipra filicauda (Wire-tailed manakin), 4034 nucleotides. It is a transcript of the gene UBAP2L, whose product is annotated as ubiquitin associated protein 2 like. Bases 149 to 3526 code for a protein of 1125 amino acids. Gene Ontology annotation, cellular component: nucleus; cytoplasm. Lineage: Eukaryota; Metazoa; Chordata; Aves; Passeriformes; Pipridae. The record is from RefSeq and is a predicted model, not a curated record. Gene Ontology annotation, molecular function: protein binding. The transcript is spliced from 28 exons.
UGCAACGGGUGUUCUGGCUGUGUUGCCCGUACGAUUGUUCAGUCCUGGUGCUGCCUUUUGGUUUUGGUUUCUAACAGUCUGUUCUCUCUUCUCCCCGACCCACCACAGAGUUCUACCUUGUAAAUACUGUUAUUUGUAUAUACUGUAAAUGAUGACAUCGGUGGGCACUAACCGAACCCGGGGGAACUGGGAGCAGACACAGACACAGAGCCAGAUGCAGCACAAGCAGCGGCCGCAGGCCACUGCGGAACAGAUUCGACUGGCACAGAUGAUUUCGGACCACAACGAUGCUGACUUUGAGGAGAAGGUGAAACAACUGAUUGACAUCACAGGCAAGAACCAGGACGAGUGUGUGAUUGCUCUGCAUGACUGCAACGGGGAUGUCAACAGAGCCAUCAAUGUGCUGCUGGAGGGCAAUCCAGACACGCAUUCCUGGGAAAUGGUCGGGAAGAAGAAGGGUGUCUCAGGACAGAAGGAGAGUGGACAGACAGAGCCCAGUGAAGAAAGCAAAGAAAACCGGGAGCGGGAGCGGGAUUUCAGCAGACGACGUGGCGGGCCACCCAGGCGGGGGCGAGGUGCCAGCCGUGGAAGAGAGUUUCGGGGCCAGGAGAAUGGACUAGACGGUGGGAAGAGUGGAGGAUCUUCUGGAAGAGGCACAGAAAGAGGGAGACGGGGACGUGGCCGAGGCCGAGGUGGCUCUGGACGGCGAGGGGGAAGAUUUUCUGCCCAAGGCAUGGGAACUUUCAACCCUGCUGACUAUGCUGAGCCAGCCAGCACAGAUGAGAACUAUGGGAAUAGCAACAACAACACGUGGAACAACACUGGGAGCUUUGAGCCGGACGAUGGCACAAGACUUGAUUUCAUUGGGGGUGAGGGGUCAAAUUAUCCCCGAAAAUUUGACACUGCUCCUGGUGCGUGGAGGGCAGCCACAGAAGAAUGGGGCACGGAGGACUGGAAUGAAGAUCUAUCGGAGACAAAGAUCUUCACUGCCUCCAACGUGUCUUCAGUGCCUCUGCCUGCUGAGAAUGUGACAAUCACAGCUGGACAAAGGAUCGAUCUUGCAGUCCUGCUAGGAAAGACACCGUCUUCUAUGGAGAACGAGUCAACGAACCUGGAGUCAUCCCAGACUCCUUCUCUGGCCCAGCCACUGGUGUUCAGCAAUUCCAAGCAGACUGCUCUGCCCCAGCCUGCCUCUGGAAACUCCUUCUCUCACCACAGCAUGGUGAGCAUGCUGGGGAAAGGGUUUGGAGAUGUCGGGGAGGCCAAAGGCAGCAGUACCACAGGGUCUCAGUUUCUGGAGCAGUUCAAGACAGCCCAGGCGUUGGCUCAGCUGGCAGCUCAGCACACCCAGCCUGCUGGGAGCACCACUGCUGCUUCCUGGGACAUGGGAUCCACCACGCAGACCUCGUCUCUGGUGCAGUACGAUCUCAAGAACCCAACAGAUUCUUCCGUGCAUAGUCCCUUCACUAAGCGACAGGCCUUCACGUCAACCUCGACCAUGAUAGAAGUGUUUAUGCAGGAGAAACAGCCUGUGGUGACGACCUCCACAACCACACCGGCACCCCCAUCCUCUCCGCUGCCCAGCAAAACCAAUCCUGUGCCCCAGAUGUCCCCAGGGUCCUCGGAUAACCAGUCCUCAAGUCCCCAGCCAGCACAGCAGAAGCUGAAGCAGCAGAAGAAAAAAGCAUCAUUAACAUCAAAGAUUCCUGCACUUGCGGUGGAAAUGCCUGGCUCGGCGGAUAUCUCAGGGCUAAACCUGCAGUUUGGGGCGUUGCAGUUUGGUUCGGAGCCUGUUCUCGCUGAGUACGAGUCGACGCCCACAACCAGUGCUGCCGUUAGCCAGUCUCAGAGCAGCCUGUACACCAGCACGGCCAGUGAAUCUUCAUCCACGAUUUCAUCCAAUCAAAGCCAGGAGUCUGGUUACCAGAGCGGCACAAUACAGACAGCAACAUUUACCUCCCAGAACAGCGCUCAGGGACCACUGUAUGAACAGAGAUCCACCCAGACGAGGCGAUACCCAAAUUCCAUCUCCUCCUCGCCCCAAAAAGAUCUGACCCAGGCUAAGAAUGGUUUCAGUUCUGUACAGCCCACGCCGUUACAAACCACACAGGCCGUUGAAGGUGCUACAGGCCCCGCAGUGAAAUCCGAUUCCCCCUCUGCUCCCAGUAUCACACCUCUCAGUGAUGGGGUGUCUGCGUCGUCCUUGCUGACAACAGCCAGCCAACACUCGACAGCUCUGAGCAGCCUGAGCCACAGCGAGGAGCUCCCCAGUACAACCACUGCCCAGCUCAGCAGUGCGUUGCCCACCCAGCAGAACAGUCUGUCCUCAUCCACAUCCUCUGGGCGAACAUCAACUUCAACUCUCCUGCACACGAGUGUGGAGAGUGAAGCGAGCCUCCAUUCUUCUGCUAGCACUUUCUCCACCUCCUCCAGCACGGUGUCGGCCGCGCCGCCGGUGGUCAGUGUUUCAUCCAGCCUCAGCAGCGUCAGCAGCCUGGGCCUCAGCCUCAGCAGCAACUCCACGGUGACGGCCUCCACUCGAAGCUCUGUCGCAACAACAUCAGGAAAAGCCCCUCCUAAUCUCCCUCCUGGAGUCCCACCGUUGUUGCCUAAUCCAUACAUCAUGGCUCCAGGGUUGCUACAUGCCUAUCCACCACAGGUGUACGGAUACGAUGACUUGCAAAUGCUCCAGACGAGAUUCCCAUUGGAUUACUACAGCAUCCCAUUCCCCACGCCCACCACCCCGCUGACUGGAAGAGAUGGCAGCCUGAGCAGCAAUCCGUACUCUGGUGACUUAACAAAAUUUGGCCGAGGUGAUGCCUCUUCUCCUGCUCCUGCAACAACUCUGGCACAGCCUCAGCAGAGCCAGACCCAGACCCAUCACACCACGCAGCAGACGUUCCUGAACCCGGCGCUGCCUCCUGGCUACAGUUACACCAGUCUGCCGUACUACACAGGGGUACCAGGGCUCCCAAGCACCUUCCAGUAUGGGCCCGCCGUGUUCCCUGUUGCUCCUACCUCUUCCAAGCAGCAUGGUGUGAAUGUCAGCGUCAACGCAUCAGCGACCCCUUUCCAACAGCCCAGUGGCUACGGCUCUCAUGGGUACAGCACUGGUGUAUCCGUGACAUCCAGUAAUACAGGCGUGCCGGACAUCUCGGGCUCUGUCUACUCCAAAACUCAGCAAUCCUUCGAGAAGCAGGGAUUUCACACUGGAACCCCGGCAGCCUCCUUCAACCUGCCUUCGGCACUGGGCAGUGGUGGACCCAUCAACCCUGCGACGGCGGCGGCGUAUCCCCCCACCCCCUUCAUGCACAUCCUGACCCCGCAUCAGCAGCCGCACUCGCAGAUCCUCCACCACCACCUGCAGCAGGACGGGCAGCUUCCAUAUUUGCAGAUGAUACUGUGCUGCCAACGCCAGCAGGAAGAUCAGAGCGGCUCCGGGCAGCGCAGCCAAGGCAGCUCCAUCCCCCAGAAAUCCCAGGCCAACAAAUCCGCCUACAACAGCUACAGCUGGGGUGCCAACUGAGGCCGGGCCCCCCCCACCACCACUUUGCUUCCGGAAGAGAAUCCCAGCUACCCCGAUGAUGCCGAAGGAUCCCAGGGAGGAGAGAGCCCUGUGGUGGGGAGCGCCCAGGCCCCCAACCCCGGCAGGGCCCUGCAGGGCAGGCCGCAGGCGCCUCUGCGUUGUCUGUCUUCAGCCACUUUCCUGUUGUAUGUAAUAUAGAAUUUGUAUUUUUUCUUUUUUUUUUUUCCUUUUUUUUUCUCUCUGCAUUCAGAUCUGAACCGUUUGCCGUAGGGGCCUUUUUUGGUUUUUACUCCUUUCUGUCCCCUCUCCCCUCCUGCUGCCCCAGAACCUCUCAGAUCCAAAGGAGUGGAAGCUGCGAGUCGCCUACAGCAAACCCCCUUAUUAUUAGGAAUAAGACCAGUAAUUGAUAUGAGCAGCAUUGUAAGAUUAAUUAGUUGAAGUGUUUUUUUUGUACCGUGUUCUAAAUUUAAUGGAUAAAUGUGUCUUGUAUAUAAAAACAAAAACCCCA